Molecule: messenger RNA, 2424 nt
Organism: Aspergillus caelatus
Lineage: Eukaryota; Fungi; Ascomycota; Eurotiomycetes; Eurotiales; Aspergillaceae
Product: MFS transporter
Exons: 8
Coding region: 310-1995 (561 amino acids)
Biological process (GO): transmembrane transport
Molecular function (GO): transmembrane transporter activity
Source: RefSeq, a predicted model, not a curated record
AAGCAAAACAAAACAAAACAAAAAAGAUUGAAAUAACACGAUAAUAGACUUGGAUGAACCAGCAACAAGCUAGAGAAAGACAUACUCUACAAGUCAAAUCAUCGGCGAUAACGCCGGGAUACUUCCAAAACUUAAAAACCAUUGAGUCACUUGCUCGUGGGUCCGAUCGACGCCUUAUUAAUGUUCAUGAAUUUAUCUUGUUUUUGUUCCUUUGCUAAUAGAAAGCAUAUUUAUUGUCUUACACUUCCCCACAUGUGCUGGAUAGAUUUCGGCUGAGACCCAGCGGACGGUAGGUCUGGAGAAACCAAGAUGCAUACCGCACCCAAUCAGCAGUCAGAUCAGACCCCAGAAAGCAUUGAAGCGCUGGAAUACAAUAAGAAACAUGGAGAUCGAGAGGGACAGCAGCAUAAAAAGCAAAUAAGCAACACACCAGAUUCUGGUCAAGAUGUUGAAUAUCUCUAUCUCAACUUUGACACCACCUUGCCACACCCCGUGGGCACCUCUUCCCCGCAGCCGGGACAAUCGUCUCCACCACCAUGCCCCAAUCUCACAAAGUACGCUUCACCCUUCUUGUGGGCAGAAUCCCGCAAGACCGUCGUCACAAUUAUUUCGUGCUGUGUGACAGCCAUGUCGGCUUACGCUGCAGGAUCGUAUACCCCUCCAGCUGAUGAGUUGACGGCCAAGUGGAAUGUGAGCAGGGUUGUAUAUAAUCUGGGGAUUUCUCUGUAUACUUUAGGUUUCGCUAUCGCUCCCAUGGUGCUGGCACCUUUCUCGGAAAUUAAUGGGAGGCGACCUAUCUUUGUGUCUAGCGGUCUAGUUUUUACCGUGUGCUUGAUCGGAUGCGGUGCCACGGAGUCUUUUGCUGGCAUGCUUGUGGCAAGGUUCUUUCUUGGUGUUGGCGGAUCUACCUUUUCGACUAUGGUGGGCGGCGUCAUUAGUGAUAUAUACCAUGCUGAACACCGCAAUGUCCCCAUGUCGUGCUUCUCUGGCGCAGUUCUCUUUGGGACGGGCUUGGGGCCGCUCAUCCCUGGUUUCAUUGAUUACCGCGCCAAUUGGCGUUGGAUCCACUACUCCCAAGCUAUCGCUUCUGCAGUGUUAAUGCUUGUCCUCUUUGUCUUUCUCAACGAAACCCGGGGGAGCGUGCUUUUAAGCCGAAAAGCUAAAGUCCUCAAUAAGUAUUACGAGACACUGGAAGGCGCAGGUUAUGUUGGCGUUAUAUUCUGCUCAGACGACGACUUAAAGGAAAAACAACAGGCCAGACGCAUACGGUGGAAGGUAAAAAGCGAUGAAGAGCGCGAGAGUAUAACCAAGAUGAUCACCAUAUCCUGCUUUAGGCCGUUCCACCUUCUGAUCACCGAACCUGUGGUUUUCUUCUUUUCACUCUGGGUCUCUUUCAGUUGGGCAGUCCUGUAUCUCCAGUUCAUUGCGAUCCCAAUCGUCUUUUCGACCAACUACCAUUUCAAUGUGGAGCAGACUGGGGCAGUUUUUGCGGCGGUAUCUAUCGGUGCGCUGCUGGCGACCCCUUUGAGCAUCUACCAGGAGAAGUUCGCUAUGCGGGUUGGCAAGAUGUCGAGCACUCCAGAAGGGCGUUUGUAUUUCACAUGCGUUGAGUCGAUUUUGCUGCCAAUCGGUCUCUUCUGGUUUGGAUGGACAUCAUUUUCCUCGGUCCCGUGGAUUGUGCCGACGAUUGCUGUGGGAUGCUCGACGAUAGGCAUUUUCUCCAUCUACUUGGCCACCUUCAACUACCUUGCUGAUACUUAUCAUCGAUACGCUAGUUCAGCGAUUGCUGCGCAGUCAUUCUGUCGAAAUGUUAUGGGGGCCGUAUUCCCGCUGGUUACCAAUGCAAUGUUCAAUAACCUGGGCUAUCCAGCAGCCUCCAGUCUUCUCGGGGGGAUUGGUGUUCUGCUGACAAUUGUGCCCUGGGUCCUAGUAUUCUAUGGACCUCAAAUCCGUGCCAGAAGUAAAUUUGCAAGUGAAAUCAUGAAUCAACAUUAGGUUUCUGGAAAGUCUGGCUACGUUACCUGACCCGGCACUCAAUUGAAAAGGCUCCAAAAUAUCGGCCUGGCUUGAAAUUCUUGUCCGACAGACAUUAAUCACUUUCCAACCCAUAAUAAACAAACGUUAUGACGUUAGCACUAUUGCAUAUAAGACCACCCUGAUCAUGACAUAGUACUAGUAGUAGUAUAGAGCAGGGUGGGUCCUCACUCAAUCUAAGUUUAGUUACCGAGCUUUCCAAAGUGCCGGUCAGGGGUCCCUCGGGAUUCAACUAAUACUGUGUAGUAUGUACGUACUACGUACUUAAAUUGUCCAGAGGGAACGUCUCCUUCAUCUCGGGUUCCUUUCCACCAGUGCUAGUGCAACAUCUCGGCUUAUCACUUGCGAAGUUAUCGGGCAUAUGACGGGAGGUGAUGUGCGGAAUUGCGC